This is a messenger RNA of Coccinella septempunctata (seven-spotted ladybird), 3625 nucleotides long. RefSeq names its product probable ribonuclease ZC3H12C. The coding region runs from base 144 to 2033 and encodes 629 amino acids. NCBI's taxonomy places the organism in Eukaryota, Metazoa, Arthropoda, Insecta, Coleoptera, Coccinellidae. Gene Ontology annotation, cellular component: cytoplasmic ribonucleoprotein granule; nucleus. The record is from RefSeq and is a predicted model, not a curated record. The transcript is spliced from 4 exons. Gene Ontology annotation, molecular function: RNA endonuclease activity; metal ion binding; mRNA binding.
CAGGUUGUCAAGUGCAAGAUGUAGAUGUCAGAUUCUGUUCGAGUAAAAUGAAUAUAUCCCAUUGAAUUAAUUACACAAAAAUAUUCGAAAGCUUGCUUUCACAUAGUGUGAAUAACAAAAUGUAAGCAUGGGCAGCAGAAAAAAUGUCAACAACGCAGCACGUAGGAACUGUAUCACUCAAAACUUCUUGUGUACCAUUAUUAAAAUCGAAUUUGGACAGAAUAUCCGUGUUGUUUUCAGCGAAAUUGAGUGAAAAUAGUGCCUCGGACCUCUGCAAUGAAGAUCAAAACGUUACCAUCUACGAUGUUUAUUCGAUGGUGACUAGCACGGAUCGAACAGUAGGUUCAGAUUUCAUAAGCAGACUUCAGAAAUAUGUUGAUGACAUCUGCGGAGAAGGCUACACUGGGGGCGUAGCUGGGGAGGAUUCGUGUUAUGAUUCAGACUACGAGGCGGACGCCCCUGCUAGGCACCAGGAUGUCUCGAGAACUACAAGUGACACCCUGGCAGCGGAGUAUGUGGAUUACAUACAGACUUCACCCGAUUCCGAUCCGGGUUAUAUAACCAGGGUGGAGUUCGCGCUCAAGCUAGGCUACACGGAGAGGCAGGUACAGGCCGCGCUCCAGAAACUCGGACCCGCGCCGGCGCAGAACGAACUGCUCGCCGAGCUCAUCAAGCUGGGCGCGCAGAAGGGCGGCUCCUGCGACAGCAGCCCCUCCGACAGCCAACUCGACAUAUCCGAGCAGAUCGACGUGACCACGCUCAACACCCAGACCCUCCGGCCCAUAGUCGUAGACGGCAGCAACGUCGCAAUGAGCCACGGCAACAAGGAGGUGUUCUCGUGCCGCGGCAUCAAGAUAUGCGUCGACUGGUUCAAGGCGAGGGGCCACAAGGACAUCACCGUGUUCGUGCCCAAGUGGCGCAAGGAGGGCCCCAGGCCCGACAACCCCAUCAGCGACCAGGAGAUCCUGGCCGAACUGGAGAAGGACAGGCUGCUGGUGUUCACCCCUUCGAGGCUGGUGGGCGGGAAGAGGAUGGUGUGCUACGACGAUAGGUACAUACUGCGACUGGCGGCGGCUAAUGACGGCGUCGUGGUCAGCAACGAUAACUAUAGGGACUUGUGCCAGGAGAGCGCGGAGUUCAGGAAGGUGGUGGAGGAGAGGAUAUUGAUGUAUUCCUUCGUCAACGAUAGGUUUAUGCCUCCGGAUGAUCCGCUGGGUAGAUCGGGUCCUACUCUUGAUAAUUUCCUACGUACGCAACCGCGCAAAGGUGAUCCACCCCCUCCAUGUCCGUAUGGGAAGAAAUGUACCUAUGGCAACAAAUGCAAGUAUCACCAUCCGGAACGCGGACCUUUACCUCAUAAAACUGUGACCGAGAGGCUUUCAGAACACGCCCAACGCCAUCUACAGGCUCGCGAAGGAGAUAUAAGAAAAACACCCCUAGGCAGAACGAGAUCCAACGUACCACCGCCUAAAGAGAUCCAACACCCGAUAGUCUCGAAGAGUCAGAGCGUAGACAACGUGGGGACGUCCUACCAAAACAUGCAAUCGCAGGAAAACCUGCACAGGAAGCUCCAGAGGCAGCUGACCCUAAACCCCAACUCCGACCCCCGUCUCCUGAACCGUAGGUACAUCCCCGUGCAGGCCACGAGCAGCAACCCCCUGCAAGGCAACAUGCCGAACCCCUUCUUGAGCCCCACGAGCUGGGACAUGCACCAGCACGUCACCAGGAUAGCGUCCGCGCCCGACUCCUACAGGAACUGGCCCCAGACCCACGGCUCGGUCGCGCACCGACCCAUGCACAGGCUGUCCAGUUGUUCCGACCCGCAGCUGAAUGUGUGGCCGGCCCAGUGGGCCGGUCAGGCUUCCCUUCCGUCCCAUCCGUCCGUGUUGGAGGAGACGAGACGGAAGAUGCAAUAUCACUUGGCAGCUAUCUUCCCGGAGGAUCAGGUGACUCAGGCCAUGCAGCUGCACCCGGAAGAGACGAAUCCGCAGAAGAUUUGCGCAGCUAUUUUGUCGAUCUUUCACAAGACAUAGUCGAGGUUAUUUCUUGGUUGCCGUCAAGUAGAUUGAAAGUAUUUAUUCUAUUAGGAAAUGCCUAUUCGGUUAGGCGAUUGUUAGUUUCUUGUUGGUUCUGUACAUUUGAGACGAUCAAGUGUAUUUGAGCUGGGGAAUUGGAGAAUUCAGCGUACUCGAUACUCAGAAAUGUUACGAAUUAUUCGAAAUCGUCUCGGUUAAGUUCGUUCCUUUGAAUCCGUUGGCAGUUGAUGGAUUUUGUUACAAACCACGUGAGUAUCUGACGUUCCUGUCAAAGUAUCUGACAUUUCUGUCAAAGUAUCUGACGUUUCUGUCAAAAUAUCUGACAUUUCUCUCAAAAUAUCUGACAUUUAUGUCAGAUACUCAAAUCGACAUGCGACCUCUGAUAACAUCUCAAUCAUUCUUCAUUACAAGCCAGUAAGUGUCAAGAGGACAAGAUCAUUGUUGGCUCGUUCCAAUAAGAGUUAACCUUGCACAAAUUCAGGUCAUCUGUCGUUUAAAUGAAUAAACGAUGGUUCGUAACAAGAAGCAGACUAUUUCUGAGUUGUGCAAUUGUUUCACGAAGGUGCUAGACAUUUUGAAAGGGAAAUUCCAUCGAGUUGUGACUUGGAAUUUCGCAUUAUUAAAUUUUCUAUGAUCAGCGAUUCAAUUAAGUGUGUUACUUAUGUUUUAUUGUUGCGCUGUUGUUACAUUUGUAUUAUUUUUUACGUUUAUAAUUGGCAAGACCAAGUACGACUUAGGUUUUUAAUAAUCUUGAUUUAUAUACAUGAAAAUAUUAGUUGAUAUUAACUUCAUAUUGAAGAUGUAACACAAUAGCUUCUUAUUGUAGUUUGAUGUACUAACUAAUUUCUGCUUUAUAAAUAAUUGCAAAGUUGAUACUAUGUAUCUCUGGUAAAUUGUUCCAAUUUUUUAUAGUAUAGUAUAUUACGAAUAUUAAUAUUAACAAGAAUUCCAUCGGUUAAUCCUGAACAAAAGAGAUUUAGGUAAGAUAUGCCCCGAUAUUAACGCAUUCACAAUAUUUGUGUUUUGGUAUCUCCCAAUGUUACAUGUAAACUAAAUAGCCAACCUAUGGAUUGAUAUAAUGUUAGUGCCAAUAUUGUUGAAAUUUAUUGUUUUUUGUGUGUAACAUUCGAUUCCUUGUUGAAACUGCCUGAUUUAACUUCACGAUUCUUUUUUAUUGGGACACAGACGUUGAAGAUUUUUUUUUUUUGUCAGACUUGUUCACAGCUGGUGUUUCUAUGAAAUACAUAUGCUUAGGUGCUUAUUCUUGAGUAACUCAUUAAGUGCUGAAUGAAGUUAAUUGGCAGUUCCUCUAGUUGUAUCGUUGAAUUUUUGUUCACAAGGAGUGAAAGAUAUGUCUGUUUCAUGAUAAAACGUUCAUUCUUAUAGAAAAUUGUGUAGUUUGAAUAUAAUCGAAAGGAAUUAAGUUCACGCAAAUAAUAGUGUGAAAACGCAUCAGCAGAUGUAGGGAUAUCGACAAAAUUAGAUGUUCAUGUUCAAAUGUAGUUAAUGUUUCAAAGUAUAUAAGUAUUUCUUAAGUUUGUUAAUCCAGAAUGCUUCCUAUUUAUUUUUAACCAUUAAACAAUCAAACA